CAAGCAUCUGGCGCGUAUUAUCGCUCAUGUCUAGCAUUUGCCGUGACGAACAAUGGAUAAACUAUUGUGAUGCCAGCCUGAUUUUAUUGAGAAGAUGCGAAGAUUUUUGUGGGGUUAAGUGGACAUGGUUUAGGGGUUUUGACACAUUUUUAUCAUCUGAAAUUUCUUUGAGUGCUGUAGCAAUAAUGGUUUGAGACGUUCUUCGUUUCUACACGUCGGGUGGAGUGAACUGAACUUCAUCGGUUUGUUUCUCCACCUCCGGCAGUUCUAUGCGGAUACUAACUCCAGACAUGGGAGACUCUGUGUUCUUCGACAGACACAUUUCUCACGUUGGUGACUUCACCUGGAACAGCAUGUCAGGGCGAAGUGUACAUCUGAAGCCUGUGCCCAUCCAGAGUCUCUCAGAGCUGGAGCGGGUUCGCCUGAAAGAAGUGGCCUUUAAUCGCCUGCAGCAGGACUAUGACCUGGGCUGCCAGAUUGCCAUUCCUAAAGAUGGACAGAAGCGUAAAAAGUCAUUAAGGAGGAAGUUGGACUCUCUAGCGAAGGAAAAAAACAAAGACAAAGAGUUUGUUCCGCAGGCCUUUGGUUUGUCGCUGUGGCAGGUGAUAGCGAACGAUCGCUCUCAUAAGCAGAGGCAGGAGUCCCAGCGUGGGGAGCACAGGGACCCCACAGACCUGGUCUCGUCCAUCUUGCAGUUUGCCAUUAAGAGGCCCAACAAGGAGCUCUCCAGCAGCACCUCCUCCCUCAGCUCCACCUCCGAGACUCCCAAUGAGUCCACUUCACCCAACACACCCGAACCAGCCCCUCGUGCCCGCCGACGGGGUGGAAUGUCUGUGGAUUCCAUCACUGACCUGGAUGACAAUCAGUCUCGCCUCCUUGAAGCCCUGCAGCUCUCCCUGCCGGCCGAGACACCCAACAAAAAGGAAAAGCACCGGGACAAGAAGCUUAGCCUCAACCCCAUCUACAGACAGGUUCCACGUUUAGUGGACAGCUGCUGCCAGCACCUGGAGAAAUAUGGUCUUCAAACAGUUGGGAUAUUUCGGGUUGGAAGUUCAAAGAAAAGAGUGAGGCAGCUGCGGGAGGAGUUUGAUCGGGGCGUGGACGUUGUGUUGGAUGAGGAGCACAGUGUGCAUGAUGUCGCUGCCCUGCUGAAAGAAUUCCUCAGAGACAUACCUGACCCCCUACUGACCAAAGAGCUUUACACUGCCUUCAUCAACACUAUGUUGCUGGACCGUGAGGAGCAGCAGGCCCCCAUCCAGCUGCUGAUCUACCUGCUGCCGCCCUGCAACAGCGACACGCUGCAUCGCCUGCUGGAGUUCCUGUCCACAGUGGCCAACCACGCCCAUGACACCCAUGACACAAACGGACAGGAGAUCACAGGGAACAAGAUGACGUCCCUGAACCUAGCCACCAUCUUUGGGCCCAACCUGCUGCACAAGCAGAAGAGCUCAGAUAAGGAGUUCUCUGUCCAGAGCUCUGCCCGGGCAGAGGAGAGCACGGCCAUCAUCGGCGUGGUGCAGCGCAUGAUCUCCACCCAUGAGGCCCUCUUCAUGGUUCCCCCCGACCUGCAGAACGAGGUACUGAUGAGCUUGUUAGAGACUGACCCUGAUGUGGUGGACUAUCUCUUACGGAGGAAGGCCUCACAGUGGUCUAGCCCAGAUCUGCUGAGGUCAGACAUCCCAUUCUCUCUGAGUGAGAGACACUCCUCCAGUGAUUCUAACAAGGCAUCCAGCGGGGAAGUGUCCCCUUAUGAUAACAACUCCCCUGUGCUGUCAGACCGACUGCUGCCCCAGCAAAGGGAGGGGAGCCCACGGGUUGACCACCUGUUCCGUGUCCCAGAGCAGUACAUGCUGGUUAGACAUGUCAAAAGCUGUGCCAAGGAGACCCCACCCCCACAAUGGACUGUCACGGACUCCAUGGAUGAACAUGCAAAUAUUUGGGGGGCGUGGCACGCGACCCUUAAGUCAGGACUGAAGGAUCAGCAGCUUGCAGGCUCUCAUGGGAGCAUGUCUGAUUGCGGAUCCUCCAGCCCAUCAGAGGGGCUUCCAGGUUACCUAGGCAACAGAAAACAGCCAGUGCGCCGGACACAGACUUCGUCGGGCGUGGCUGAGUGUAGGCUGCACCCCCCAGUCACACGUACCAGCAGCAGUCCUCAGGCAGAGGGCAGGCGCAGAUAUCUCCAGCUGAGCCUGGACACACCAUCCUGCCAUCUCGACAGCCAAUCAGCAUCCAGCAGCAUGGAGGACCUCCAACAGAGAAGUGGCAUCUCUGCCAGCCUAGCCUAUAAAGCCACUCCUGCACACAGAGUCGACAGCAGGCCUCCACCCCCCUACCCUGGACCCUCCAAAUUAUCCCUUGCUGUGACUUUGCCCCCCUCCACACACAAGCAUGGGUCUCCUGCCCCUCAAUCUCGCAUGGCAGGCCCUGAGUGGCAGGACUGGCAGAGGGAGAGAUGGCAGAUCUGGCAGCUCUUAUCUUCAGACAACACAGACACGCUGCCAGAGACACUGGUGUGAGUCCAGUCCACUCCAAACACUGCACUCUGUCUGAGACAGUGCCCCCUGUGGCAGGAUACAUGUACAGCUGGUGCCUACAAGCGUGUAACUGUUUCAGUUUUUCUUUUCUGUUUGUUAAUUUUUGUGUGUGUGUUUUACAGUUAAUGCUGAGCUUUGCUUUUGUGUUAAUGUAUGCUCUCCACUAGAGCCCGACUGAUAUAGGAUUUUUAAGACUGAUACCGAUUUCGAUAUUUGAGGAUUUAUAAAUCUGAUAAUGACAUA
Megalops cyprinoides (Indo-Pacific tarpon) is the source of this 2777-nucleotide messenger RNA. RefSeq names its product rho GTPase-activating protein 6-like. The record is from RefSeq and is a predicted model, not a curated record. The coding region runs from base 270 to 2516 and encodes 748 amino acids. NCBI's taxonomy places the organism in Eukaryota, Metazoa, Chordata, Actinopteri, Elopiformes, Megalopidae. The transcript is spliced from 13 exons. Gene Ontology annotation, biological process: signal transduction.